CAGAAACAUCUACAGAUUCUGAAAGUGAGAUAGAAACCUCAGAGGAUAAGCAAAAUCAGGAACUACAGAAGAGUGGAUCAGCUGACCGACAGCUGUUUACACGCUGAAUCGCAGUUGGCCCAGCAAUCUUUACAGAGCAUGGAGAAUCUGCUAGCAGCAAACCCCAGGAUCCUCCAGCAGUUAAGGGAAGAGCUACAACAGCUGUUGAGACGUCGGUUGCAGGGACUAGGGGUGGAUCCAAGCUGGGGUGCAUUGCCUCCCUCCACCUUCUCUUCCAAGAUGGCUACUCUCUCCCAUCAGCGUCAGAUCACUGCCAAGAAUCACAAGAUCUACUAUACUCUGAGGGACAAGUUGAGCCAUGAUGCUGACACAGCUGCAGCUGCUCGCAGAAUGUCUGCAGACCAGCAGACUGCAGAGGACAGUCUAUUGUCUCGCUUGCGGAGGAAGGCAGCUUUGGUCAUAAACGCAACCAAGUUCACUUACCACAUGGAAUCACUGAAAAAGAAAGAUGGUGUAACCAAAUCAAGCGCAACACAAUUCACCAAGUCUCAGCCUUUGGCUUCUUCUAGUCCUAAGAUGUCUUCUAGUCCACUGAUAGCUUCUAAUUCCCCUCAACAAGCAGCAAGCAACACAAGUUAUGAUAGUGCAAAUUUGGUGAUUCCAAAGAUCCAAGCUACAUCUGCUGAAGACUCACUGUCACUGUUGUCGUCCUGUGAAGAGGAAGAGGAAGAGGAGGACAAGCAGAUCACUGUCCAAGUCACAGCUCACCUCAAGCCUGUCACCAGCUCUGAGACUGGCUCAUACAAGAGUGCCUUACGUAAUGCUGUCUCCACAGGCAGUCUUGCUAAAAAGAAGGUUCUCUUUGUUGAUGAAGCCAUUAAAGAUGACAAGAGGUCCUUGAGUGAGAGUUCAGUGAUAGCAUCUCACAGUGUAGGUGCUACUCGCAGUCAGUCUGUAGCUAGUCUCGUACAGGAGAUCCAACAGCAGUUGGGACAGAGAAGUGGGAAGCCUGCCAAUUCGGUGGAUCUUCUGAGUCUACCCGAGGCAGCAUCGAAGGAUACUAUGGAAUUACCUCUCAGUCAGAUCCUGCCCCUUUCACGCUCAGGACGGGAACUGCUGCAAGGUUCACUCGGACCUGAGCCGGCAGCUGCUGCCAGGAAGAGACAAGGGAUGAAUGUGCUACAGCUGCCGUCUGUGCUCUCUCCCCCUCACAGCAUCAGCAGCCUGGCCAGUUCCCAGCUAGACUCUCCCACCAGCAACCUAGACUGGGCCCUACAGGAUCUGGAGGAUAAUCUUAGAGAGUGAUGUGCUGUCAGUCCGAGUACAGCAUUCAUAAGUGACAUGAACCAUUUUAAACAGCUAGUGAAGCGAGUAAAGAAAUAGACGAAGAAAAUCUUCCUACUUUUAUUUAUAUAACCAAGUGAAAUCUUUCUAAAAGCAUACAUGUAAAUAUAACUUACAGACAGUACAUGAAUUCACACGAUUGUGGCAGACACAGUAGUGUGCGUGCUGUGGUGAUGGACUAUUUAAGAUCGCUUAGUAUAAAGCUGCAGUGAAGGUGUUGAAUAAAAUUUAUCGUCAUUAUAAUGUGAGACUGAAUAAACAUUGUCUUAUUCUAAAAAUCAUUAUUCAAUAGUGAUGAGUAUAACACUAGCGUUGCAUGUAUUAAUGACCCAUUUUUCACAUACAAACAUCAAUAUUUUUAUACCAGUAUCACUUGCACAAAUCACUUAUUUAUAAAUAAACUAGUUAACUCUCUAUAACAUUUUUUGCACCAAAGUUAGUUUUAAGCUUAGUAUAUGUCAUUUUCUGAGUAAUUAGAUGUUUCUGAAGUGCCUUAUUGUUACAAACAUUGUGUUUAUUUAUGGCACAGAGAUAGAAAAUUCCUAAGACAAAAUGCACUACUGGAAAUUGUAUAACUAGUUAAGUAAUAAAUGUGUAGUCAAUUUAUAAUAUAAGGUAAUUUAGGAAUUAAUAACAUAAAUAACUCCACCAAAGAUGUUAAGUGAUUAUUUUAUAUUGUUAUAAUAGUUUGAUUAAAUGUUGAAUGUGUUUUGAGU
Molecule: messenger RNA, 2060 nt
Organism: Homalodisca vitripennis (glassy-winged sharpshooter)
Lineage: Eukaryota; Metazoa; Arthropoda; Insecta; Hemiptera; Cicadellidae
Exons: 7
Coding region: 139-1305 (388 amino acids)
Source: RefSeq, a predicted model, not a curated record